AUGGCUCCAGUGAGGAUCUAUGCUUUGAUAACCAAAUCGGGAGAACUCAGCGAUGAAGAAUUUCAUCGAUACUGGUCGCAGGAACACCCUAAAGUGUGGCUUAACAUCGAGGCUGUGAAGCUUCAUAUCACCUUCUACUCACAAUUCCACGUCGACAAGCAGGCUCAAACUGGUCUGAGUCCUUUAGGUGUGCCUCUGGGCCAAUUUGAUGGCGUGGCCAUCAUGGAAGCGGACAGCCUUGAGACAUUCUUGGAAGUUUACCAAGGUAAAGACUUUCUAAAAGUGGUUCUGCCCGACGAGCAGAAAUUCAUCGACCAUGACAAGUCCUUCGUUAUGUUUGGCCAUCAGGAGGACAAAAAAGUUGGAGGGGAAGUGCUGGUCAAUAUCUAG
Exophiala aquamarina CBS 119918 is the source of this 390-nucleotide messenger RNA. RefSeq lists its product as uncharacterized. The coding region runs from base 1 to 390 and encodes 129 amino acids. Gene Ontology annotation, molecular function: oxidoreductase activity. The record is from RefSeq and is a predicted model, not a curated record. Lineage: Eukaryota; Fungi; Ascomycota; Eurotiomycetes; Chaetothyriales; Herpotrichiellaceae. The transcript is spliced from 4 exons.